GGGGUCGGAGCCCGCGGGCGGGGAGGUGGGAGACCGGCGGGUCGCGGCGGGUCUCAGCCCCCUCCGGGGCAGGCCUUAGCGUCCCGCCCCCGGUCUCCGCUCGACCCCCUCCCACCCCGCCUGACGUCAGGGGGGAGGGGGCGGAGAGCGGCGGCAGCUCUGGAGAAAGAGCCGGCGCCCGGCGCGGUGGCGCGGGGAGCCCGAGCCCAGGGGCGCCGAGCCGAACCGGGACCGAGGGGCGGUGGCAGAGGGGACAGCGGAGGAGGGCGGGCGGGCGCGCGCAGGCGGGCGGUGGCGCGCGGGUAGGGGCGGACCGUGAUCCAAGCCCAACGCGAGGGCGGCGCCCAGGGAUUCAAGCCGCGAAGAAGAGCAGGGCAGCUGGCCUGGAGCUUAGAGCCGGGGCGUUUGCCAUGGCCCCACACUGGGCUGUCUGGCUGCUGGCAGUGGGGCUGUGGGGCCUGGGCAUUGGGGCUGAGGUGUGGUGGAACCUGGUGCCCCGGAAGACGGUAUCUUCUGGGGAGUUGGCCACAGUAGUGCGGCGGUUCUCCCAAACGGGCAUCCAGGACUUCCUGACAUUGACCCUGACUGAGCAGACAGGACUUCUGUAUGUGGGGGCCCGGGAGGCCCUGUUUGCCUUCAGCGUGGAGGCGCUGGAGCUGCAAGGAGCGAUCUCGUGGGAGGCACCAGCUGAGAAGAAGGCCGAGUGUAUCCAGAAAGGGAAGAGUAACCAGACGGAGUGUUUCAACUUUAUCCGCUUCCUGCAGCCCUACAACACAUCCCAUCUGUACGUCUGUGGUACCUACGCCUUCCAGCCCAAAUGCACCUACAUCGACAUGCUUACCUUCACUUUGGAGCGUGGAGAGUUUGAGGAUGGGAAGGGGAAAUGUCCCUAUGACCCAGCCAAGGGCCACACUGGCCUCCUUGUGGAUGGCGAGCUGUACUCGGCCACGCUCAACAACUUCCUAGGUACAGAGCCUGUUAUCCUACGCAACAUGGGGCCUCACCACUCCAUGAAGACAGAAUACCUGGCUUUCUGGCUCAAUGAACCUCAUUUUGUAGGCUCUGCCUACAUACCAGAGAGUGUGGGCAGCUUCACAGGGGACGACGACAAGGUCUACUUCUUCUUCAGUGAGCGGGCAGUGGAGUAUGAUUGCUAUGCGGAACAGGUGGUGGCUCGGGUAGCCCGAGUCUGCAAGGGCGACAUGGGGGGUGCACGGACCCUGCAGAGGAAGUGGACCACGUUCCUGAAGGCGAGGCUGGUGUGCUCUGCCCCCGACUGGCAGCUCUACUUCAACCAACUGCAGGCACUGCACACCCUGCAGGAUGCCUCUUGGCACAACACCACCUUCUUUGGGGUUUUUCGUGCACGAUGGGGCGAUGUGGACCUGUCAGCAGUCUGCGAGUACCAGUUGGAAGAGAUCCAGAGGGUAUUUGAGGGUCCCUACAAGGAGUACCGUGAGCAAGCCCAGAAGUGGGGCCGCUAUACUGACCCAGUACCCAGCCCACGGCCAGGCUCGUGCAUCAACAACUGGCACCGACGCCAUGGCUAUACCAGUUCUCUAGAGCUGCCUGAUAACACCCUCAACUUCAUCAAGAAGCACCCACUGAUGGAGGAGCAAGUAGGGCCUCGGUGGGGCCGGCCCUUGCUUGUGAAGAAGGACACCAACUUCACCCACCUGGUGGCUGACCGGGUUACAGGACUUGAUGGAGCCACCUAUACAGUGCUGUUCAUUGGCACAGGAGACGGCUGGCUGCUUAAGGCUGUGAGCCUGGGGCCCUGGGUCCACCUGAUCGAGGAGCUACAGGUGUUUGACCAGGAGCCUGUGGAAAGCUUGGUCCUAUCCCGGAGCAAGAAGCUUCUCUUUGCAGGCUCCCGCUCUCAGCUGGUUCAGCUGCCCCUGGCUGACUGCAUGAAGUACCGCUCUUGCGCAGACUGCGUCCUCGCUCGGGACCCCUACUGUGCCUGGAGUGUCAACACCAGCCACUGUGUGACCGUGGGUGGCCACUCUGGGUCCUUGCUGAUCCAGCACGUGACAGUCUCAGACACCUCAGGCAUUUGUAACCUCCGUGGCAAUAAGAAAGUCAGGCUCACACCCAAAAACAUCACCGUGGUGGCAGGCACAGACCUGGUGCUGCCCUGCCGCCUCUCUUCCAAUUUGGCCCAUGCCCGCUGGACCUUUGGGGGCCGGGACCUGCCUGCCGAACAGCCCGGCUCCUUCCUCUAUGAUGCCCGCCUACAGGCCCUGGUUGUGAUGGCUGCCCAGCCCCGCCACGCCGGGGCCUACCACUGCUUUUCAGAGGAGCAGGGGGCGCGGCUGGCUGCUGAAGGCUACCUGGUGGCUGUGGUGGCGGGUCCAUCGGUGACCCUGGAGGCCCGGGCACCCUUGGAAAACCUGGGGCUGGUGUGGCUGGCUGUGGUGGCCCUGGGGGCCGUGUGCCUGGUACUGCUGCUGCUUGUUUUGUCCCUGCGCCGGCGGCUGCGGGAGGAACUGGAGAAAGGUGCCAAGGCGGCGGAGAGGACCCUGGUGUACCCUCUGGAGCUGCCCAAGGAGCCUACCAGCCCCCCGUUCAGGCCUGGCCCUGAGGCUGAUGAGAAACUCUGGGAUCCUGUUGGCUACUACUACUCGGACGGCUCCCUCAAGAUUGUGCCUGGACACGCUCGCUGCCAGCCCGGGGGCGGGCCCCCUUCUCCACCUCCAGGCAUCCCCGGCCAGCCCCUGCCUUCUCCGACCCGGCUUCACCUGGGGGGCGGGCGGAACUCAAAUGCCAAUGGCUACGUCCGCUUACAGCUGGGAGGGGAGGACCGCGGCGGGCUUGGGCACCCGCUGCCAGAGCUCGCUGAUGAACUGAGGCGCAAACUGCAGCAGCGACAGCCGCUGCCGGACUCCAAUCCUGAGGAGUCCUCGGUAUGAGGGUCCCCCACCGCUUCACAGGGGCAGCGUGGGAGGUGCAGCUCCUACUUUUGCACAGGCAUCAGCUACCUCAGGGACAUGGCACGGGCACCUGCUCGGCCUGGGACAGACCCUGCCCAGCACCCGUCCGGCCAUGAGGACCUGCUCUGCUCAGCACGGGCACUGCCACUUGGUGUGGCUCACCAGGGCACCAGCCUCGCAGAAGGCAUCUUCCUCCUCUCUGUGAGGGGCUGUGAAUCACGGACACAUGGGACCCCAGCAGCCAAAACUUUUCAAGGCAGAAGUUGGAGAUGUGGGUGUGUUUGUAUCUAUAUGUACGUGUAUGUGGGUGUGUGCAUGUGUGUGUGUGUGUGACAUAGUCUUUCUGUUUCUGUGUGUGUGCCUGUAUGUGUGUGUGUGAUAGUCUUCCUUUUUCUGUCAAGUCUUCCCUUGGCCUGGGGGUCCUCCUGGUGAGUCAUUGGAGCUAUGAAGGGGAAGGGGUUGUAUCACUUUGCCUCUCCUACCCCCACCUGUCCCAGUGUGGGGCAGCGAUGUACAUAUGGGGGUGGGCUGGGCAGGGUGCUGUGCUCCUUUUGGGGGGUCCAGGGCUCUGGGGUGGGCCUGGUCCUGCUCCUAGGGCUGUGAAUGUUUUCAGGGUGGGGGGAGGGAGAUGGAUUCUCCUGUGUGUUUGGGGCAAGGGUGGGAGGGGCCUCCCACUUGGCCCUGGGGUUCAGUGGUAUUUUAUACAUGUCCUCCCUUAUGGGGCUGGGAAAGGUUGUGUGGGGGGAGGGG
Panthera uncia (snow leopard) is the source of this 3683-nucleotide messenger RNA. It is a transcript of the gene SEMA4C, whose product is annotated as semaphorin 4C. NCBI's taxonomy places the organism in Eukaryota, Metazoa, Chordata, Mammalia, Carnivora, Felidae. Gene Ontology annotation, biological process: negative chemotaxis; semaphorin-plexin signaling pathway; muscle cell differentiation. The transcript has 15 exons. The coding region runs from base 411 to 2912 and encodes 833 amino acids. The record is from RefSeq and is a predicted model, not a curated record. Gene Ontology annotation, molecular function: semaphorin receptor binding; chemorepellent activity.